UGACUCCACCACUGGGUGUCACUAAAAACACUUUACAUUUACAGAGAUGCUCUGCUGACAUCAAUCUGGAGAGGCGCUUUUAUUCAAAUGUACAGGUGUUAACAGUAGACUUUAGAUCAACCUUAUCCUUGACUCCUUCACUCGCUCCCUGUUAUUUUAGAAUUUAUUUUGAGAUCCAUUUAAGAGCUUGGCUGAGUCUAGUGUUGUUUUACAUCAUAGAAUAUUGAACGUUAUGAACCAUCUUGCAGCCUUAAACCCUCUAAUAGGACCCUACUGGUUAUUCCAAAGUACAGACUGAAUACUUAAGGCCCCAUACUUUGGAAGGACCAUGGAUGCACUUAAACGAACACACAAAGAUAUAAUAAUAAAUACUGUGAAAUUAUUUGCAAGAUUGGUUUCCAAAGGGAAGUCAGCUGCUGUGUCAUAAUGCACCACCCAUUUUCAGUAGGUGACAAGAUAGGACUGCAGGCAAACCAGUUCAUCAGCAGGACUCUUCUACUACAGAGCCAUGCUUUUGUAAUACCUGCAGAAUGUGGUUUUUCAUUGUCUUGCUGAAAUAUGAAGGUCUUCCCUGAAAAAAGUCAUUGUCUGGAUGGCAGCAUAUGUUGCUACUAAACCUGUACAUAUUGUUGAGCAUUAAUAGAACUUUCACAGGUGUGGGAGCUACCCAUGACAUGGACUCUGAUGAUCCUCAUAUCACCAGGGAUGCUGGCUUUGGACUGUGAGCUAAUAACAAGCUGGCAGGUCCGUCUCCCCUAUGAUGUUGUAUCCAUGGUUUCCAAAAAAGAAUGUAAAAUUUUAACUCUUCGGAUCAAAUUCCAUUUUAUAUGGACUUGUGUCUCCGGAUCAUGUUUUGAUCUGGUUUCCACUGUGCAUGGUUCAGUUUAACUUGGAUUUGUGGAUGCAUUGACAAAUUAUGUUCACAGAGACUGGUUUUUGGAGGAGACUUUGAGCCCAUGAGGUGACUUCCACUACAGAGUCUGUUUUAAUGCAGUGCUGAAGAUCAGGACCGUACAGUGUUGUUUUUGGUUCUUGUCCAUUUUGUACAGAGGUUCACUUUCACAUUCCACACUCAGGGACAUUAUUCUAAAACUGUUGAACUAUUAACUCACGCAGUCUCUCACAGAGUGGUGAACUUCUUUCCUUCUGACAGUCUCAGCCUCUCAGAAUGUCCUUUUCAUACUCAGUCAUAGUACUAACCUGUUGGAAAUUAACCUCAUUAGCUGGAGAUGUUCCCUCAGCUGUUUUUUGUAGCAUUACACAACUUUUAUCUGUUUAGUUCACAUAUGUCAGAGUCAAGGCCCGCGGGCCACAUCCGGCCCGCGAGAAGGUUUUUUACGGCCCCUGGGAUGAUCUUGAUUUAUUAUUAGAACCGGCCCGCAGACCGCAGCAAGCCGGCAGCCCGCAGAUCUUUUACACGCACCAAUACUACAUUUCCCACAAUGCAACGGUGACGCACCGAGCAGUAGGCUGCUUCAUUUCAAUAUUUAUUAGCAGCAGUCGUGAGCAUAACAGUAAAAUUAACUUUCAGAUACCCAUCAAAAAUGGCAAAACGGAAGGUGGACACUGAGAACCGGGGGUUUCAAACAAGGUGGGAGUCGGAGUAUAUGUUCACGGAGGUAGCUGGAAAACCUGUGUGUCUUCUGUGUGGAGAAAGUGUGGCGGUACUGAAAGAGUAUAAUCUGAGACGACAUUAUGAAACGAAACACGCGGAUUUUUGCACUUUAUUUUAUUGUAUUUUAAUCCAAUUAUAUUUUAAAAAUAUUUCAGUUGAGUGGAUGAUAGAAAAUUGCUAUUUUUAUUUUUUUCUUUGAAGUAAAUUUAGCCCACUUUUGCUAAAAUAGAAAAUAUAGGCUACUGAUGGUGCCUUGAAUAAUACGGGUUUAUUUCAUUUAAUGUUCAUGUUAUGGGGAUUUUUAUAUAAAGGAAAUUUGUCUUUUGUGUCUGUUGAAAAUUAAAGAUUACUGACAGAGCCAUAAGAAAAUAUUGCUUUAUUUAUCUGAUCAUAUUGGAAUAUAUUUGUUAGGUUUUCAGUAGGUUCAAUUAGGUUAACUAGACUAUAUGCGUCAUUUAAAAAAAUUUCAAUGAACAUUCGAUCAGUCCGGCCCUCGGCUUGUAGCUAAAUUUUUUAUUUGGCCCUCCGUCCAUUUGACUUUGACACCCCUGGUUUAGUUGUUCCUUUUACAACUUUUUUUGAAACAUGUUGCUGGCAUCAAAUUUGAGAGGAGCACAUACUCUUCACAACACAAGAAAAGUCUUUCAGUUUCGACCUUUCAUUCGUUGUCUUUGCACCAUUUUCUUGCAUUUAUUUCAUUAUAAUCGUGGUUUUUAUAACUAUUGUUACGAUAUGGAAACAGCACGUGACUCUGCAGUCCUUCGGGCCUGACGUCACCCGCCCCCUCCUCCCUCCUGCUCCUCUUCCUCACCCGCUCCUCUCUAUGCUCACUGAAUCCAACAUGGAGUGAGGAGGAGAUGGGGCUCGUCCGGGGCCAUCCUCACCGACACCAGCGCUCCUAUCCCGGUCACCGCGAUCCAGUCCGGUUCGGCGGGGGAGGAGGAAGAGGAGGCGGCCGAGGAGGAGGAGGAGGAGGAAGAAGUAGAAGAAGAGGACGACAAGGCGUAGGAGUAGGAGGAGGAGGAGGAGGUGGUGGAAGAGGAGAUAUGAUGCUUCUUGAGAUGUGCUCCGGUAAUUGAGGAGUGAAAGGAGAAGAAGUCAGCGAGGAAGAGGAGGAGGAGGAGGUGGUGGUUUUGGAGGAGGAGAAGGAGAUUCAAAACACACAUCAGGGUUGGGGUAACCGAGCUGCAGAGCGGGAGAGAUCCGAAUCCGCCGCCGCUUCUGCCGCUACCGCUGAAGGGCGAGGAAACAUGAAGACACCGCACCGUGCUGCCGCGGCGGGAGCUUGUUAUUACCGCAGGUGAAUCGGAAAAAAAUGAGCGAGGACACGCGCCCAGACGAGUGAGUACCCCUGCAUCUCUCACCUAUAAUCACACCCCAUCUUAUCGAUGUUAUUCCGUGUCUGCUGUCAUGAUUGGCUGCGUGUUGGCGCGCCGCCGCUCAGCCUUCUGCAUUGAUCACAUGGACACACACUGAUACUGGUAUGUUGAUAUGUGAGGAGGGGGUGCAGGGGCCCUCCUUAUCAUCCUUCUCCUGAUCUUUCUCCUCCUGGGGAGGUUGGCUGAGGUCGGGCAGAUUUCACAGGAGGGAGAAACGUGUGCAGCCUCCUGCAGAUGUGAUUCAGUCAUAACAGAGGAGGAGGAAGAGGAGGAAGAGGAGGGGGCAGACAGAGGGGCUCUGCAGGACUGACAUGACACAUUCAAUCCUGUCUUUUUGCAUCCCUGCAUGUUGCUCUCCGUUCAUAAAAUCAGUUAUAACAGGAUGAGGCUCCUGUAAAGCUUCAGUUCUUGGUCUAUGAUCAUAACCCUUUAGAUGGAGGCCACUGUGUGUUGUGACUCAUCAUCAGGCUGCACAUGUCUGCAGGUUCAGACCAGUUCAGGCAAAGCAGGAUUAUUCCCUCCAUCUGUGGGGCCCAGAAACAUAAAAUCAACUAAAACUGAAUCAAGACUCUUGGUAGGGCUGGGUGACAUAGCAAAAAAAAAACACUCAAUUUUUACACUAUGUCGAUCAAAUUGAUUUACGUUAUAAAGCACACAGUCUAGAUGUCCUAGUUAUUUGGCAGCUUUAGGAAGCCAAGGGUACAUUUGAGAAUCUUGAGAACUAACUUGCUUAAAUUUGACCUUUUUUUCUUCAUUAGGACAAUUACAACAGUUAGACGUGUCAAGUUUGUUAUGCUGUCAUGAGCACGUUGUACUGUAGGCUAUGCUAUAAUUGUAAAAUGCUUGUCAUUUUGCCAGUUCCUAGUUCUGUUUAAAUAUCUGCUCAUUUAUGAAACCCAAGGGACUGAAUCUGAGCAUGUUAUGUUGGAGUUGGAGCUCGUACAUGUGAAGCAGUGGUUAGUUAUACUGCAAAUACUGCAAAGAAGAAAAAAAGAAACCGUUCGAGAAUACGGGAUGCCUGCCCUCCGAAGUAGUAGGAGUAGAAUGAUGGUGCCGAUACUGAAAAUGUCAUAAAUUCACAAAUUGUGACGCUACACAGGACAAUAAUACGGCUGCUGGACAUAGAUCUGUAUAAUAGUGUUAGGAGGGGGCUGCUAGCUGAGCUGCCAUAAACAUCCUGAUUAUCAUUGUUAUGUUGCAAAUUCCUCACAGGAGUUUACUUUCACUUUAGAGGCCCUUGGCUCCACUCAUUUGAUCCCUCUUUAACAGAAACAUUUACUGAUUACUCUUAUAAAAUCAGGGGUUGUGAGCUGAGCUGAGCUGCCCUUGACGUUGCUUGUUUCUGUAAGUGUAGUUUGUUUUGGUCAAAGUCUCUCAACUUUCUUCUUUAUAACUCAAGUUGCAAAAGAGGCGAUGGUUUACCUGGACUCCAUACUAGAACUGAAUUUUCUGGUGAUGUUGUAGAUGCAGUCAGCACAGGUUGUCCGGGUUUUAAACUGUACAUUUCCGUGGACCACUCUACCAUAAACGUGUUUCUGCGAGGUAUAUGCAGUUCUCGGCGAGCAUGCGUUUCUCGGCACAUCAACAGCAACCCGUUCGUGGCCGGUUGUCCACCUUGCUCAGCCAUGGUCGGUCUAGAUUUUAGCGGGGCCAGACUCCCAAUAAGAUGACAUGCAGUCUUCAAUAGAGAGAGCAACACUACCGCCCAGUGGAUGGGGUGGCAGUGUUCUCCACACAUGUAAUUAUCUUCAACUUGUGUGUCUGUGGAUAUCUUGAAAACUGCAUGAUAUUUGUCUCAAAAAUGAAUGUGCAUGCCAGUUGAUCCACAAACACACUUUUAACAAUUCACAAGCGUAAUUGAAGGUUUGCAAAUGACAUGUCAUGUUAAAUGCACACACAAAAUUAAAAAACACAUGAAAAUCGUGGACAUAUAUUUGUAAAUAGUUUUGCGAAAAAUCUCUCCACAUACGGGAUAGCUAGCAUGAGAGGUAACUGGACUCCUGUAUAUUGAACAUGCAUAUACUUAAGUCUGCAGUUGAAGAUGGGGAAGAGUUGUCCUUUUGUACACAAACCACUAGUCUGGGUACUCCCUCGCCUCCCCUUUCUAUGUUGUCACUACCGAUGAAGUACUUCUGUAUUCCCUUCAGGAGUUUCAGGCUUGUGUUUUGAGGUGUUUGGUUUUAACACAGUUUGAAAGCUGCAGAGUUUGAAUGAACUACUCUGUGCAUGCUGUACUUGAAUGCACCACCGUUCUUGAUCCAGAGUUUUCAGCUGAUCAGGCUCUUUGUCCCGGGUGGAAAGCGUAGGCAGCAGGUAACCUGAUGGAGCCUUGUGCUGUUCACAACCCUGCAGGUAAACACAUGACUCAUACAACAGACAGACAAUAGACUCAACCCGUUCACUGUUUACUCAGAGAAAUUCUGCAGAAAAGAAGCAGGUAGCAAAGUGUUUUUCAGGACAAAGGUGUUUUUACCUGCGGGGUUGAGAAUCAAAAUCAGAUUUUUGUCUCAACUUGUUGUAUCCAAUUUGGUUCAGUUUAGCUAAUAUCCAAAUUAAAGAUUUGUGGUUUUGAGCUGAGUUAACCUGCCAACUGAAGAGCAGAGAUCAUUUUGAGACCCAGUGAAUUAAGUUUCAUUUUGCCCUUAAAUUACCAGAACUGAGACUUUUUUAUCACUGAGAUAUGAAAAGGUACUAAUCAAACCUGCCAUAUUCCUGGUUUUAGACCUCAAAUGACCCACAAGUAUAGGCUAAAAACCGUAAACCAGGUAAACCUGUGGUAGUGUUGUUUAGGGUUUUUGACCCUCCCAAACUUUCUGAGUCUGAUUAUGGGUCAAAUACAGCCGACCCUAUUUCAUAAUUUGUCAUUUCAAAUACAGCUCACUGAUACAGUUUAUUGAACGUUUUUCAGAUUUUUUUAUGCAUAUCAAUUUCACACUCAAAAAAAGCAUAAACAACUAAGGCUGAAAAAGGUAACCACAAUGAAUACAUUUUUAAAAAGCUGGAAAAGAACAAAACUCUGAAGCAUGGCAACAGAGGAGGAGGUUUCAAGAGUGCAGGGUUACAGAAAUUAGGUUCCAGAAAUAAUGGUAUUUGAAUGCAGGCCAAAAGAAAGCUGAGCUGAAACUAGGUUCUAGAAUGCUGGGUUUCAGAAAAGUUAUUUUUAGAAUGCUGGGUUCAAGAAAGGUGGGUUCUGGAAUGCUGGGCUCCGGAAAAGUGGGUUCUGGAAUGUUAGGUUCAAGAAAAGUGGGUUCUGAAAUGUUAGGUUCAAGAAAAGUGGGUUCUGGAAUGCUGGGUUCAAGAAAAAUGGUUCUGAAAUGUUAGGUUCAAGAAAAAUGGGUUCUGGAAUUCUGGGUUCAAGAAAAAUGGUUCUGGAAUGUUAGGUUCAAGAAAAGUGGGUUCUGGAAUGAUGGGCUCAAGAAAAGUGGGUUCUGGAACUCUGGGUUCAAGAAAUGUCGGUUCUGGAAUGCUGGGUUCAAGUAAGCCAUGUUCAUCAAUGCUGGGAUGAUAAAAUUUGGGUUCCAGAUGGCUUAGCCCCAGGUAGCUAGUUACCAGAACACUGGGUUUUAAAAAGCUUGAAUCCCAGCAUUGUGGGACCCGCAACGUGACAGGACUAACUGAGGAUGGAUUUACUUUCAGGUCAACUCGUGGGGCUGUAGAUAGCCUCCCCGCCGCUUACAUUUCACACAUCAAGCAACAAAAAAACUCCCAAACGUGAAAACAUCUCCCAGCUGGAGGUGAGCAGGGUCGUCUCUGCUGCUGCUGCAACAGAUAUGUCUGUGGGUUCAGCAAGAAAGGAUAGAGAGAGAUUGUGUGUGUUUGUAAAAGGGUUGAGUGAGGGGGCGAGCAAGGGAGUCAUUGAGAAGUUUGGCGGAGAGAGAGCCAAACACCAUCUGUGCUGCUGAUUCAGACCUCAGAGAAACUAAUAUCUCUAUGAUGUACUGAAGCAGAUUACAGUUUGAAAAGGUUAUUCUUGGUAUCUGCAGUUAUCAUGUUUUAGCUGCCAGUAUGGUUAAGCUGUAAUUAUGAGUCCCCAAUUUUGUCUCGCUUUAGUGCUCAGAAAACGUUGUAAUUCCUUCUGUUAAAUGUAUUUUAUGUUGCUGAUCUAAAUUCCUUUCACAAGAUAAAACAUAUAAACACAUCAUUAAUUUAUUUAUUUUUUUAUCUGGCAGUUAUUUUAGCAACUGAGCUUGAACUUAUAAUGUGACCAUAAGUCAGUUCAGUUAGCAAACUUUUUUUUUCAGUCGGCUUUGAAACUUCCUAGACUCCCCUUUUCAGGGUUAAGUGUUUCUGUGGAGGGCUCUGGUGUCUUCUCCUCACUGGUGAGGGUUUUUUUUAGUGGGGGAGUUUUCUAUCGAUUGGGCAAACCGAUGCCACCAAAACCAGCCGUCAGAGGGUUGUUGAUAAUGCCAGAGGGAGGGGGAGGACUGUCAGUGACAUUGAGGUAAGGUCGCAUGCAGUGGUGUCCCAUGGUGCUCCAGCCCCGCCCACACAGGAAGGUAUUGAUUGUAUAUCGGUGCUGCCCCCCCAUGUGAGUGGUCUGGUGGUCAUCAACAUAGAGACAAAUAAAAGUUAGAGGAAAAUUCUUGACAGAGCUGAGAGAUAUUUCAAAUUUAUCAUCAUCGAUAAUCUCAGAGGAUUGAAAAUGAACAAAUUACUUCAGUUUGACACAUAUGAAUGUUUCUGUCUGAAAAUUAAAGCUAAAAAGGAAGACCUACAUUCAAUAGCUCACACAGCAAUGAUGAGCGCCUUUUACGGAAGCUGGGGAAUCUAGUCUUUGUCCUAUUGAAACACCACAUCCCAAGACCAGGACAACUUUAUGUCAACAUGAGGGCGUAGUUUUCAAAGGACACCAGAAUAUUCAUUUCACCUUUUAUUGUAUUAUUGUGGGUACUACUUUUUACACAGCUUUGUGGUAAUGGGACAACCUUUUAGUCAUGCCUGCAGAUGAAUAGUACCAGGUCUCAGCUGAGACUCAAAUCCAGCUGGUACUUGCCUUUGUUUACGAAGGAGCCAUCAGUGAAAUGGCAAGAACAAACAGCAACGACGUGGCUAUUGUCCUGAAACCACAAAGACUUUGCAAAUUUCAAAUUUCUUUGUCUUUUGAAAGCUAAACAGCUGUGAAUUUCUUUCACUUUUCUAAGACACAGUCAACAAAGUGCAGAGUGGAGGAAAAGAUGAGGGUGAGAGACUGUGAAGCUUCCAGGUGGGCAUGUCUUAGAGCUGCUGGGUGGGCUCUAUCGGAAGCAGGGUUCUGAUUGCACAUCACAGCCUGAUGUCACGUUACAGCUUUAAAAACAUGUCCAGGGAUGACGCUGCCAACUGUGUACCUAAUGUUUCUUCUUUGUCUCUUUAAGAGGGACUUUCUGACAGUUGUAUAGGCAGUUGACAGCAGGCGUCUGACCUGCAACGUGACUGGACUAAUGGAAGAUGGAUUUCCUUUCAGGUCGACUCUCGGGGCUGUAGAUCGACUCCCUGCCGCUCACAUUUCACACAUCAAGCAACAAAAAAAACUCCCAAACAUGAAAACAUCUCCCGGCUAGAGGUCAGCAAGGUCGCAUCUGCUGCUGCUGCUGCUGAUAUGUCGAUGGGCUCAGCGAGAAAGGAAAGAAAGUGUGUGUGUUUGUGAAAGGAGCAAGCGAGGGAGUCAUUGAGAAGUUUGGCGGAGAGAGAGCCAAACACCAUCUGUGCUGCUGAUUCAGACCUCAGAGAAACCACAAUCUCUACGCUGAUGAGGGUGAUGUCAUCAGCCCGGUGAGAAUGUGUGUGUGAUUGACAACACGUGUGUUCCUGUGGGAGCAUUAUAAGUGUAGUUAUCCACUGUGUGUGUGUGUGUGUGAGUGUGUGUGUCUGUCAUGAUGAUGGAGUAAACAGACCACCAGAGGCUAUUAUCUGCAUCUCUGUUCAGCUCCCACAGAUCUGUGUGUGUGUGUGUGUGUGUUUAAAGUGCUCUAAGCAGCCGUUUCAUUACCGUAUCCUCUGAGGACGGGGCUGUUUGAGGUCAGGGAGGUCCGACCAUGUGCUGACGGUUUCCACAGCAGGAACCAAGCAAACAUGUUCAACUUAGUCUGCAGGUGCAUUAAACUGUUUGGACCAAAACUAACAACGCUAAUUUGUACUUUCUUUGUGUCACUUCUCUCAACCAGUGGCCCUUAUCCACUCUUUUUGGACAAAAUGCAACCAUAGGAACAAAACAAUCAGUCAAAUUCAGGAAAGGCAAGACCAGAGUGAAGCUUCACAUGACUUCCUAAAAUUACUUAUUCUCGAUUGUGCUUUUCUGAUCUCAGCGUGUUAGUCAGACACUUUCUCUGCUUGGACAUCUCCAUCAGAUUGAGGACUCACCUGUGAUAAAACACUGAUGGAAACAUAAGCUGGAAUCUAAUGGAAGGAUAAGUUACUGUGAAGCAGCAAAGACAAAUGAUUAUGGAAUAGCGAGUGCACGACCCUAAAAUAACUUAUUUAUUCACACAGUAUCUGGUUAAUAAUACACCUUCACUAUAUUAUUCCUGUUAGGACUCCAUGUUAGGACUGAAGUGUGUUAUACCGAUGGAGGCUGAAAAAUUCAAUUUGAUGUGUUAAAAUACAUACAUGAGUGUGUGUGUUGCUGCAUGCUGCUGGCAAAUACAGCGAUGACUCAUUUUAGACACACACACACAUAAGCACCAUCUGUUUGACAGGCAGGCUGAAUCACACGGUGGAGGGACGCAGCCGGCCUGUUGUGAUGCGAUGUGUGUGUGUGUGUGUGUGUAAAACAGGAAGUACCAGAGAAAUUGGACGACAAAAUGCAAGGUGGAGAAGAAAAACCAAGAACAGGAUCAUGUUAUUGUUUUCUAUUUUUAAGAGUAAUCUUGUUUUAGUUUAAAGGACAAUUUUUUUGCGUAUACGUGUAUAUUUAAGCAAAAAGCUGCUGCACUGACCAACAAAAGAAACAAAACCAGGGGGCUUCACUUGUCUUGAAAAAUAGUAAGACAUUUAAAACUGAAAAAUGGGGAUUUAUUUAGAGUGUUAAUAACAAUUACGCUCACUCACACAGUCACCACAAGGUUGUGACUGUCUCCAAUGUAAAAUCCUUUAACCUCAUUUAAUCGCAUAGUUAAUCACAUCUCAAAUUUUACUAUUAUACAGUUUAUAAAAUUUUAAUAUACAUCCACAUAAAUUGAAAUGCUUUUUUGUCUACUGAUUUGAUUUGUGACUCAAUUUAAUGUAAUGAAAUAUACUUAAUGAUCUUGACUUUUAGAUUUAUCAUUCAAGUCAAUGUUGUGCUGCUCCACCAGUGUAAUCUGAAACAUGUUUGAGAGGAAGUCAUGAGGGAACAGCUUCUGAGUGUUUAGUCUUUCAAAUACAUGGUUAUUUUUUUCCAAAUUUAAAGUUUAAGAAUUUGAAAAGUAGUAAAUAUGCAAGAGUCAAUGUACAAAAUGUCCAAUCAGUGUCAGUAUGAUUAUUUUAACACUCACUGACAUCCAGGGAUCCCAGGUUAAUGCAACAGCAUUCACACUUUUCAGGAGUUCCGUUUUGACUGCUUUCGUAGUUUCAUACAGGUUCUGUGGUUAGGAAGCUAUUUAUUCCCAUGAUGGAAAUUAAAAUCACUGGUUACAAUGUCUUGACCUAAAGAUGUCCUUUAGAUAACAAAAGAUGAGAUGAGAAGAGAAGAUUGUUGAGUAAAGUUAGUCAAAUCGUGUUAUUCUUACAUUUCUUAUGUGGAUAACGCUUGUACAAAUUAAAUAAUAUGAAGUGUGCAUGGACAAAAUGUCCAAUCAGUGUCAGUAAUAAACUCAGUUAUUGUGGGAUCUUUUGAUCACCAACUGACAUCCAGGAAUUCGAGGUUAAUGUGGCAUCAUGUGCACUUUUUAGAAGUUCCAGUUUGGUUGCUGGCUCUGUCAAAGUGUUGUUCCUCUGGAUGUUCAGACAUAGUAAUUUGAAGAAAACAAGUAUACAGCAAUAAAUGUUUCAAAGAAUUAUUAUAAUAAAAAUAGUAAUUAUAGUAAUAAUAAUACAGCCCAUUUAAACAGAAGAAUUUUUUGGGAGUAGUUUUUGGACUGGUACCAUUUUGGGUAACCUUGUUUUUUUCAAUGUUUUAUUUAAGAAAGUUGCAUGGGAACCAGGACUGGUUGUCAUCUGCAUAGCAAUGAAGAUGGAUAUUAAGUUUACAUAUGAUAUGGCAAAGAGGAUGCAGAUAAAUGAUUGAGGAGAGGGGGCACACAAUAGAACACUGGGAAACACCAGUGGUGACAGGUUAUGGCUGGGGUUUGGAGGUUUUGAGUUUCAAGAAAUGGUAAAUCAGCCCAACACUGUGUCAGCGCCUUUGAUAGAGGCUGGUCUGUCAACGAGGAUGUGAUGGGAUUAUUUCAGAAGCUGCAGAAAUAGGAGCCUGGAGAUAGUUAAAAGUUCAGAGUUAGCCACCACAUGGAGGAGGUUGUACAUUAAAACAUGCUGUUGGUCUCUUCCCCAAAGGGCAAAGGCCUCCUGGAACUUUAUGUUUUAAGUUCAAGAUGUUAAAAACUGUAAAAAGAAAACAUAGCACUCACUUUUAGUUAGCCGCUAACCACUUAGCUUGUUCACUGAUUUGCUUUGGUUCUCUCUUGUGUUGCAGUGACAGUUACAUUGUGCGCGUCAAAGCGGUGGUGAUGACCAGAGAUGACUCGAGCGGCGGCUGGUUGGCUCAGGAUGGCUGUCUGAGUAGAGUGGGUGUAUGCAGGCUGCUGCCGGCUGAACUGCUUGGGCGAAACACCUUCCUAAUUCAUGGCGAACGUCUCAAAGAUCGACAGGUCAGUCCAGUCGCACCUAACAGAUAGACAGUGUUUUUAAAGUUUUUCCUUAGACAGAUGUUACAUCAAAACUAAGCACACUCCGAUUAACUUAAGUUUUAAAAGGCUUAAAGUUACCAUGGACAUUUAAGACAAACCUAGCUAAUGUUGUCAUCUCGUCUUGAAACUCUAAAAACUCUUAAUCAUCCACGUCCUUUUAUACCACAUGUCUGUGUCUAAUCUUUUUCAAUUUUUGUUUUUCUGAUUCUUUUCCAGGUGAUUCUGGAGUGCUUCUUAAGAAAGGAUCUGGUUUAUACAAAGGCCACUCCCACUUUUCACCACUGGAAGGUGGAUAAUAAAAAGUGCGGGCUGACCUUCCAGAGUCCAGCCGAUGCCAGAGCUUUUGACCGUGGGGUGAGAAAGGCGCUUGAAGACCUGACAGAAGGUAGGAAUUAUUACACACCCUCAGCAAAUAAAACUGGUGAAAACUAGCAAAGUCAACUGUCAAUUAUCGUAUUUGUUCAUUUUGUAUGAUACUUUGUAGAAUGUUUCUUGUAAGUCAUAAAUUGAACCUUGAAGAGCUUGCCCUCAUAAAACAAAACUUUGUUGAAUGUUUUUUGCGUUCUGUAAAUUGUAGCAUUAUAGGCUGUAACCUUAUGGGCGAUGACUUUGUAGCACAUUAAAAUUCAAAACACUGUAGCCCCUAAUUUCUGGAAUGUUUCUAUAUAGAAUAUUACAUUGAAGAAUGUCACAUUGUAGAAUGUUUCAUCGUAGAGUAUUAUAUUAGAAUGUGUUAUAUUGUAGAAUAUCCCAAUUUAGAAUGUCACAUUGUAGAAUGUUACAUUGGAAUGUGUUACAUUGUAGAAUGUUACAUUGGAAUGUGUUAUACUGUAGAAUAUCACAAUUUAGAAUGUCACAUUGUAGAAUGCUACAUUGGAAUGUGUUACAUUGUAGAAUGUUACAUUGGAAUGUGUUACAUUGUAGAAUGUCACAUUGGAAUGUGUUACAUUUUAGAAUGUUACAUUGGAAUGUGUUAUAUUGUAGAAUGUCACAUUGGAAUGUGUUAUAUUGUAGAAUGUCACAUUGGAAUGUGUUACAUUUUAGAAUGUUACAUUGGAAUGUGUUACAUUUUAGAAUGUUACAUUGGAAUGUGUUACAUUGUAGAAUGUCACAUUGGAAUGUGUUACAUUUUAGAAUGUUACAUUGGAAUAUGUUACAUUGUAGAAUGUCACAUUGGAAUGUGUUACAUUUUAGAAUGUUACAUUGGAAUGUGUUACAUUGUAGAAUGUUACAUUGGAAUGUGUUACAUUUUAGAAUGUUACAUUGGAAUGUGUUACAUUGUUUAUGUCACAUUGGAAUGUGUUAUAUUGUAGAAUAUCACAUUGUAGAUGUCACAUUGUAGAAUGUUUCAUUGGAAUGUGCUACAUUGUAGAAUGUCACAUUGUAGAAUGUUACAUUGGAAUGUGUUACAUUGUAGAAUGUUACAUUGGAAUGUGUUACAUUUAAGCUUGUAUGGUUUUACUAUGUUUUUUCUCUGUAGCACAUAACCUUUGCUCAUUACUUGAAGAAAUGUUACUUUUUGCUGCAUAAUUUUGAAGCUUUUUUUAGUCAAGCUUGUUCAUUCAUUGUUCCAUACUGUGUGGCUUAUAAAGCAUACAUUUAGUUGUGUUGUGCGUAUUUCGUACCUAGCUUUGUAAGUGUUCAGUUUGGGCAGAAGCUGUCAUUAUUUGUGCUGAGGGAGUGAAACAGGGUUUGACUUGACAGCAGCUGAUAAGUGAAAUGUGCUGAUCUCCCUGUGUGCUCUGCAGGAUCGACUACAUCCUCGUCCACGCUGCAGAAUGAGGCAGAGCUUGGCGAUGAUGAUGUCUUCACGGUGAGAAAGUCUUCCCCUUAUUUUCUGAGUAGGACACAUGUAAAGUUUAAGAGAGGUGAUCUAUAAUGUGUCUGAGUGAUGGUCUCAGCCAGGGUGUGUCUGAUAUGAAGUGUAGAAAGAGGAGGAGCUCUGUGUCCUGGGAUGUUAAUGCCAGACAAAUGUCAUAGUCUUGUUUGGGAUGUGUUGCCAACAUUGAAGCCAAGCACACAAACAGGAGGACGACUGGUAAACCAAAACAAAGUCAUCCUCCGCCUGAUGAGGGGACCAGACCCCGCUCCCUAGUUUCAAUCUUUCUACCAGUUCAAAGAAUAAAGGGUGUAUCACUUCCUCAGGAUGUCCAGUGCUGUAAAGGAGACUCAGGGCUGUCAGCAUCCAUCUCUAAGUCGGUCUGUUUUUAUAGCUGGACUCAGUUAGAGUAAAAACCUGGGCAGAUUGAGGAGGAAAAAGAGAAAGGUCUGUAGUGUCUCAGAGGUGCUUAGGAGGCCUAAGGGACAAUGAGGAUGUAGAUCAGUCUUCAACAGGAGUAAAUAAAAACCCUUCCUUGACAUGAUGCAAUACUUCCUGUCAAGGGUCCUGAAUAUCCUAGGAGAUCUUAGAAGAGACUAGGAAAAAAUGAUGAGGCUACAGAUUUAUGGAGGGUUUGAGCUGCCUCUUUUUUUUCAAAAGUUUUUUUAUACUUUGAUGUAGUUUAAGGGUAUCAUGUACAUGAUAGUUAAAACUAUAUGAACAGUGUCCUGUUAAUCCUCAAAUAAAGACCAUAGUCAAGCUACCUUAUUAUGGUCAGCGUCAUGAACUUUAUGAGCAAAUAAUGGCUGGCUUUUAUUGAUACUUCUAUAAUAUGGAUAACAACGUACAGGUGAGUUCACAAUGAUCAGGCAGCAGCCACACCGUCCUUGCAGUGAGUGAACUGAAUCUCAGACCAUGCAGUUUGCUCUAGUUUAAUUGUGAUUGACUGUCAGUAUCUCCACUUGUCUACUCAGAGCUGCACUGUGAGCUCUAAUCCAGGCAAUGCUAAAUUCAGUCCACUCAUGGAAAGUUGCGGGGAGUAAGAUUACUCUAAAAUUGAUAAAAUGUCUCAUACAUGAUCAAGAUGGGGCUUUUCUGAACCCUUCCAAGUGUGUGUGCACACUUUCCAUGCCACAGGUAUGCACAAUAGACUGUAUACACAGCAGGAGUAGAGUUGUGCUGCUGCAAUAUUUUAGCAAAAGUACUUCCAGUUGUGUUGUCCUGUUUAUUAUACAUAUGCCAGCCAAGUGUUUUUUGUGUGUAUAAAAUAUUUUUGUGGUUGACCCUCAGGGCCACCGUACAGAACACCUGCCUGGAUGCCACUCUUCUGGUUCUUGUUUCAAAUAGUUGUAACAAAUGGAUUUUGUCUCUUUCUGCAGACGGCCACCGACAGCUCGUCAAACUCGUCUCAGAAGAGAGAGCCAACGAUGCACUCUCUGGCUCCGCCCCAUUUCUGUGAGACACGCCGGCACCACUGCAUCCUAGGACAUUUCUACGAACACCACCGGCCCUCUGACCACUACUUUCUGGACCAUGUGAGUGAGAACAAGACUCAGAGGUGGAACUGACCAGAAUCAAAACCUAAGUGAACCAGAGAGAUUUUCACCCCUGAUUUUACUGAACUAGUUCAUGAUAACAUCUGUAUUAGGGAGAUGAACCCUUAAAAAUGAUAAAUCCCUAUAAAAUUCAGAUGUAACAAGAUGUUUCAAAUGCAAAGCAUGCCAGCCACUGUACAUUUAUACAUAGAUCUUUAACUUGAUCAAAUUGGCUUAUGCUAAAACAUCCAUUAACCACAAGGGCUUGCAGAAAAAAAGCAGGUGUGUUUCCGUCCGUAUCCCUCCUGAGACUCAAGUUUUUUUUAACUGUUUCCGUGUCCGCAGGCUGUGCACAUGUUCCCUCGCCAUGUCAGCUUUCAGCUGGAGGAGGAGGAAGUUGUUCGUAUUGGCCCACGUGAGCGGACCUGGCUCACAGGCUACGGGGACUACCGCCUCGACUAUUCCACACAGGACAAACUCUCACAGCCCGACCACCUGGACGCAUAUGUGCACUUUGCUAAGAGCGAGCCACCCAAACAUAACUACACCUACCCGUACCCGCUCAGCUGCGAUGUGCAGCGGGUCUGCGACCAAAAACCAGGCUGCCUGAAGUUGGGUGGUGGCCAACGGGCAGUGGUGACAGUGCAGCCACGAGCCCUGCAGUCUAAAGGAAAAAGGCGAAAGGAGGACGGCGAGCGAUCACGCUGCGUUUACUGUCAGGACAUGUUCAACCACGAGGAUAAUGGGCGGGGUCGCUGCCAGGAAGCGCCCGACCCGAUUCAGACCUGCAUCAGGCGUGCCAGCUUUAUGUGGUGUGCAGACAGCCUGCUGUAUCACUGCAUGUCUGACCCCGAGGGGGACUACUCAGACCCGUGCUCCUGUGACACCAGCGAUGAGCGCUUCUGCCUGCGCUGGACUGCGCUGGUGGGUCUGUCGCUGCUGGUACCCUGCAUGUGCUGCUACGCUCCCCUUAGAGUGUGUUACCGCUGCGGCGUGGCCUGCCACUGCUGUGGCGGGAAACACAAAGCUGUAGGAUGAGACGUUACAGGCCCUGCCCCCCAUGGAGACGUCAAUGACUUAAAGAGGGAGGGGGAUUUCUGUUGUUUUUGUUGUUGUUUGUCUCGUCAAUGAUUUCUAAAAGAGGAGAAGAAGUCUGAACAGAUGGGAAAAAAAGUUCCUGUUGUUUUAUUUUUUCAUUUUUAGUGACGUUGGAAACCAAACAGCUUUCACUCCUCUCAAGACUCGCAAAGACUGAAUAGAGAAUAUUCAUUUCUAUAUAGAGCUCUAAAUAAAUGAAUAUUAAUAUAAAUAUAAAUAUAUAUAUAUAUAAACAGGUACUUUAUAUUUUUACACUCAUGUGUUUUAAAAGCUUGAAUGUCUCUUUUUUUAAGCAUCCUGUCAGAAUGAAUGUCUUCAUGUUUGUUAAUGGCUUGCUGACACACUGCAAAACAAUUUCACCUCAAAGAGACGUGAUUCAAAUAGUUUUUAAAAUCGAAAUAAAUUCACCUUCAAUUUAUUGUCAGAGUGAAAAAAGGCACCUUCACUGUGUGUGCAAAAAUAUUAGAUUAUAAGACAAACAUCAAUGUUUUUAUUGAUUCAAGAAAAUGAGGACAUAAGGCCUUGAUAUCAAAAAUCCUGUAACUCUGGUUACAUCUAUGAAAUAAAAUUAUGAAAAUAUGAAAUGUGAAGGUCAAAGAAAUUAUUCAGUUAGUGGAAAUUAAGGUUUAAAGUCAUAAUUGUGAGACCAAGGUCCAACGCAUGAAAUAAAAAGUAAUAAUUAUGAGGAAAGAGCCAAAACUAUAGAGUAAAAAGUCAAUAACAGAAAAUUUAGUCAAAAUUUUGUGAUAAAAAGUUGGCAAUAUUGAAUAAAAAGUCAAAGUUAUGAAGCAUUAAUUCAAAAAUAAAGAUUUAAUAAAGACAUACAUAUGAGGUAAAAUAAUCAAAGCCCAAGAUGAAAAGUCAUAUUUUCACACAAAAAGUCAUAAAUAUUAAAUUAAUAGUCCAAAGGUGUAGAUAAGAAAUUGAGAGAAAGUCAUUCAUAAUUUCAUAUUUCUGACUAUUAAUUAUAACUUCUAGAUUAACAUCACUUUUUGUCUCAUAGUUAAGACUUUUUACCUCAUUAUUAUAGUAUAUUAACUUAGACUUUUGACGUUUCAUUUCAAAAUUAUGACCUUAUAUGGGACUUUUUCUGUUUCAUUAAGAACAGGUGAAACUGGGCUUCUGUUCAUCAUCUGUUAGAUUCAACCUCUCAAUCAGUGAAUUUAAAGCUCCUUUGUGGUGCUUUUUGUUUGUGUUGAUUUUGGCACCCCCUGUCAACAAAGUGGUACUCAGAAUGGCUCUUGGAUAGUAUUUGAGAACUUUAAACUGCUUUAUUUACAUAAUCAAAUGUUCCACUUAAUUCAAUUACUUCAUAAUUUAUCGUUUGAUGAUUUUUAAAAAGUGACAGCACUAAUGAUGAUGGUCUUGUUUGCUUCUGUUGGUCAUAAAGAGACAAACUCCCCACAUGAGCUUUCAGAAUUGUUGGUACCUCAAAGUCUGGACAGAGCAAGGUUAACUCUUUCCUUUUGUAUCCAGUGGUGGUGCCAAACAAGGCUAACUUGCUCUGCACUUUUUCACAUUUUCAAAUGGUUAUAGAUUUUUUUUUCCAUUUAUGUGUGUUGUCUCAUAUCUUAGGUGAAUGCUUUGCAGUAUCUCAGCCAGCUCUGGUUCUUGCAGGGGCACUUAACUGCUCUGAAAGCUGCUCAGAAAUCCUCACAACAAACUGAACUGAUAAACCAGUUUGGCUGACCAGUAUCAUGGCAGAUUUCAGCCCUGACUAGGCAAGAAACACAGGGAGAAUUUACUAGGCGGUUUCAUCUGCAGAGCUGCCUUUAACAUCUUAACUAAUAAAAUUAAUCUGCAACAGAUUAGUUACUUUUGUGAGAGACUGCGUGGGCUGUUCAACAGUUUCAGAAUAAUGUUCCUGAGUAUAAACUGUGAAAGAAAGAGUAGAUUUUAUCAUCUACUGAAUAAACUAUUAUUAAAAGAUUCAGAGAAUCUGUAGAAAUCUCUAUAAGGACAAAGGACCAAACCCAUUAUUGGAUUGUCCUGAUCUGCAGACCCUCAGGCAGCACUGCAUUAAAAAACAGAAAGGACUCUGAAGUGGAAAUCACUGCAUGAGCUCAAAAUCACUCGUAAAAACCAUUGUCUGUGAACACAAUUCAUCAUGACAUCCACAACUGCAGGUUAAAACUGAUCCAUCCAAAGACUGAUGUGAAGUGAAAAACUGCCCCCAUUGUCUGAAGAAUCAAAAUCUGACAUUCUUUUUGGAAAUCAUGGACACUAAACAAUGACCUAACUUAAAGCUCAUUUAUGCUGUGACACAGAAAACUGCUGUCCUGCAUACUGGUCAGACUGGAUUAGUUUUUGAGAAGUUUGUUUGAGUUAAAGAACAAAAAACAAUAAGGGUAAAGCUAUACAAGAAAACAGCAGAUACUUGAGCGUGUUUGUGUUUGUGUGAGUAAGUGUGUGUGUGUCUGUGUCUAUGAGAAAAAGGGAGGAUCAUAAUUCAUGUUUGUGCUCUUAAAUUUGUCUGAGAUUGUAAGAAAGUGGGAAAUGAAAAACUAUAAUUUACUGAAAAAAAUAUUAACACAAAAGCAAGAAAACUGUCACUUUGUCCAGAUUUGGAGUCUCAGUUAUGACUUUUAUCACAGACGCGUCCCCCGACCUACUUAUUCAAAGUUUUUAACACGGCCAGUUUCUCGUCUACCUCUAAAAAGUGUUUCAUGAAGAGCAGACAUACAAGAGUAACAUGCAUUAAAUCACAAUAUAAGCUCAUUAAUUUUUGAUAAGCUGUGUAAUGACUUCUAUUGAUAUUUGUAAAGAGAGUGUAAUAUUCAAAAGUAACAGGCGGUCAAGUUUUUGUAGAGAACAGCGCAGAUGUUUUCAAGAAAGGAACAGCUUUAUCAUCAACAACGGCCAGUACUACCUGGGUUUGAGUUCCGGGGCGUGACUCUUAAAACUCAACAUUUUGGCACUGUUGGCAGGAUCUUAGAUAGGCUGUAAUGUUGAAAUCUACAGCGGGCUCCUCUCAAUGUGCAAGACAUACCGAAGCAUUACAAUCAGUAAUGAUUACCUCUGCACCACUUUUGAAUACACUAAAACAGUCCCUCUGCUGUCGAGUCAAUGAGUUAGGAAGGUGAUUAGCUGUGAUUUGAAACUUCAACAUUACUUCAACAUACUUUAAAACAUGCAGAAGUGACAGUUCUGAACAAAAACUUUUAAUUUCAGCUUCAAAUGGAGACGUGAAGCAGCAAUCAAGACUGAAGUCCUCUGUGAAAAGCUGUCUGUGUCUGUGCUUUCUGUCUUUACACCGCUGCCAUCCACUGUAAAGAUUCCCGUGUUAGCUUUUUCUCUCUGUGGUGAAGAGUGUGAACAUGAAGCCGUGUGUCUGUUGAGUGCAUUGUCUUCGGACUGCGCUCACUUCAGCUUUUUAAGGGAAGUGCCUGAAGCCUCCUCUUCACCCUGUCCUGAUUUGAAUUUCAGAAAAUAAUGACUGUAAAAAAAAAAGAUUAAAGGUUGAAGUCAUUGGUUUGUCUUUUUUAUAUAAUUCACAUUUUUACCUAUGUAAAAACAGAAUAUAUAUAUAUAAAUGUAUAUGUAUCUAGUGUAUGAUGUACAUUUUCAGUUCUAUUUUUUUAUUGUUUCUAAUAUGAUGGAUGAAAAUCUCAAAACAGAGACGAGACGUGUAUAAAGACAAAUACAUCUUCUGGAACCUGAAAAUUUAA
This is a messenger RNA of Xyrichtys novacula (pearly razorfish), 19915 nucleotides long. NCBI's taxonomy places the organism in Eukaryota, Metazoa, Chordata, Actinopteri, Labriformes, Labridae. The record is from the annotation of a GenBank genome assembly.